Molecule: messenger RNA, 510 nt
Organism: Zingiber officinale
Lineage: Eukaryota; Viridiplantae; Streptophyta; Magnoliopsida; Zingiberales; Zingiberaceae
Product: bax inhibitor 1-like
Exons: 4
Coding region: 16-510 (164 amino acids)
Cellular component (GO): membrane
Source: RefSeq, a predicted model, not a curated record
CAACGUUUAAUCAUCAUGGCGUAUAAAGGGCGAAGGGAGAACACGCCUUCUCUCCUCGCCCGGAGACUUCGAUCUGUUUUCGUUGUUCGCCGAGAGAGAGAUAGAGAAGAGAGAGAGAUGGAUGCGUUCUUCCAAUCCCGAUCUCAGUCCCAUGGCGGAUGGACUCGGAAUUCCUUCAAAAAUUUCGGUCAGAUCCCUUCGAAUGUUCAAAAUCAUAUGAUGCUGGUUUACUUGACGCUAUGUUGCGCGCUCGCGGCAUCAGCGGCUGGAGCUUAUCUCCACAUUUUGAUGAACAUUGGCGGAUUUUUGACGAUGAUGGGUUGCUUUGGUAGCAUCAUGUGUCUACUUUCCAUGCCUCCAUAUGAAGAGAAGAAGAGGUUUGGGCUUCUGAUGGCCGCAUCUGCUUUUGAGGGGGCUUCCAUUGGGCCUUUGAUUGAGCUUGCCAUUGAGUUCGACUCCAGAAUUCUUCUGAAACCUUUAACAGCAAGUGAUUUAGUAGCAACAUCUUGA